This is a messenger RNA of Hymenoscyphus albidus, 1414 nucleotides long. Lineage: Eukaryota; Fungi; Ascomycota; Leotiomycetes; Helotiales; Helotiaceae. The record is from the annotation of a GenBank genome assembly.
AUGGAGGUAUUUGACUUUAACGAUUUGCGUCAUUGCCUCCCUAGCUUACAAACCCCCUCAACGACGAUACAGAACAAUACUCUUCCAAUUGCCAGCCAAGAUGCCCCUCCUGUGAAGACCUCAGGAAAAGGAGGAAAAGCAGCAAGGAGGAGACUCGAGAAGCAAAAGCUCUUUAAUCUUAGCGAUGCAGAGGUCAGAGCUUUCGGAGCUACGCACCUGGAUAUGGAACUGCCAUUACGAUCAAGACUUUGGGACGAGAAGAACAUUGCUGUCUUUCGAGAACAAUACGUGGGCAAGCGGGAAUAUGGAUGGACGACGAACUCUGAUGGAGCACUUGAGUGGGAUCGUGAGCUUUACCGUCGCAAGGGCCUCACCAAGGAAGAAGCUGCUCGUAUCAAUCUUGAACACGGCGAAGCCUCAAUGAAAGGUGAUGAAGAAGUAGCUACUACAUGCGCCACAGGACGAAAAUCGAGAUUGAAGGGGGCGAAGACAGCACGACAAAAAUCCAGAGCCGAAGCCAAAGAAAGAAAACGUCUUCGCAUCGAUACUAAAAUGACUGAGCCAUCUCAGCGUGUAAUCGACAGUUAUCGUCCUGGAUCCUUCAAUUAUCGCCGUGUUGGCCGCCGAGGCCGUGCCCCUGGAGACGAGUAUCGCCCUCAGAGUCACCCUGAAAAGGAUCCCCGAGGCCAGCCUACAGCAGAGGAAGUAGCCAUCAGACCUGAUUAUACGCACCUUCCAGCACUUACUCAAGAAAAGAAGUCUUUGGGACGUGAGGUUAUGGAAUUUGUCGGCAAGUGUACAGGCAUGCAGGCUACUGAAAUAGGCACAGAGGCUUUUCUCAACGAGUUGUGUGCCAAGAUCGUUCCAUUAGAGGCAAAAGAUGAAUUCAGUGCCAUCAAGAAAUGGGAGACUGAGCGACAACGUGGAGGAGGAUUGAUUUCCAGAGAGUACAAAGAGCUUCAGCGUUUGAGAGCCACCUCAAUCUAUGGUCUGGUAUUUUCACAUCACUAAUCUCAGCGACACCUACACGUUGGCUAACCUACUUCGCAGAAACCCAAGCAACAUGGUAGGCUAACACAUCUGGAGUCCCAAGUGGCAGCUUAUGCUGCUGCAAAUACUGAAAAUCGGCCUGUCUCCGAGGAGAUGAUGACACAAAUCGUACGAGAAAUACUCCAAAAGGAUCCAAAAGAUCAUGAGGUGAGGGACCGGAUUUAUUAGGAGAUUGAAUCUUUUUAACAUUUUGUCUUAGAGUCGAGAUCGCCGUUUCCUCGACGAAUAUGAUUUUCUUUACCUAUACGCAAACCCAAUCUGGGCAGCCCUGGUCGGAACACUUCGAAGAUCCAAACGUAUGGCUGGACGUCAAGGAGGAAAUGGUACCGUCGAGGAGGAGAUGGUACCGUCGAUACAGCCAUGA